Selaginella moellendorffii is the source of this 2205-nucleotide messenger RNA. Its product is annotated as probable apyrase 2. The transcript is spliced from 11 exons. Gene Ontology annotation, biological process: nucleoside diphosphate catabolic process. The record is from RefSeq and is a predicted model, not a curated record. The coding region runs from base 181 to 1596 and encodes 471 amino acids. Gene Ontology annotation, molecular function: nucleoside diphosphate phosphatase activity. NCBI's taxonomy places the organism in Eukaryota, Viridiplantae, Streptophyta, Lycopodiopsida, Selaginellales, Selaginellaceae. Gene Ontology annotation, cellular component: membrane.
GUAGAAAUAAUUUGGCGCUUGGAUCGAUCGAUCGAUCGAUCUGGAGUGGCGCAUUGCGCGUCGGAUCUGGAGAUCCAGGACGUGCCGAUCGUCGCGAGCAGCAGCGUCCGGCACCGAGGUACAAAUCUUGAGGAGGCUUGUGGCGGCUCCUCGGGCAGCGACGAGGAAUUUGAGGAACAGAUGAGGCGGAUGCGGCAUGAGAGCUCCCAGGAGAAAUUUGCGAAGUACAGGGGGGUCUUGUUACUGGUAUCGAUCCCGCUGGGAUUGAUCUUGGCCGUGAUGCUGCUCAUGCCACGGUCGACGCUGGAGAAUGGCGCAGUGUCCAUCACGGAUCCUUUUGAUCGCGAGGCAUUUGGGAGCCAGUCGAGCUUCGCUGUGAUCUUUGACGCGGGGAGCUCUGGAAGUAGAGUCCAUGUCUUUCGAUUUAGUUCCGAUCUAGAGCUACUCGCCAUGGACAAUGGUCUUGAACUUUUUAGGCAGUUAAAGCCUGGAUUGAGCUACUAUGCCUCUGAUCCACGAGCAGCAGCCAACUCCUUAAAGCCACUACUGGAUGCUGCUUUGAAGGUGGUGCCAGAGAAUUUGCAAGGAAAAACUCCAGUUCGUCUCGGGGCUACAGCGGGAUUGAGAACUCUACCUGGUGGAAAAGCCAAUGAGAUUUUAGAAGAGGUUAGAGAUCUUUUAACAAAUAGCAGCUUUAAGUUCGAUCCAUCCUGGGUUAGCAUUCUUGAUGGGGCCGACGAAGGAUCAUUUCAAUGGGUUACAGUAAACUAUUUACUAGGCCGCCUUGGAAAAGACCUUUCCGAAACUGUUGGAAUUGUAGAUCUUGGGGGAGGCUCGGUGCAAAUGGCUUACGCAAUUACUGAAGAGGACGCCGCAAAAGCUCCAAAGGCGGCAGCUGGCGAAGACGCUUACGUCAAGACUCUGACGCUUCUCGGAAAAACAUACUAUUUGUAUGUUCACAGCUACUUGCACUAUGGCUUGCUAGCAGCUCGGGCAGAGGUGCUCCGACUUGUAAAGACCAAUGAUGAAAAUCCUUGUGUUACCUCUGGCUUCAAAGGCCAAUACGUAUAUGGAUCAGAGACUUUUGAUGCCGUGGGGGGUGCUGAUUUUGAUCGAUGUAGCGAUCUCAUUGUCAGCGCUCUCGAGAUAAAUCACACAUGUAACUAUCUCAAAUGCACUUUCAAGGGAAUCUGGAGCGGUGGCGGCGGUGCGGGUCAAAAAAAACUCUUUGUGGCCUCAUUCUUUUUCGAUCGAGCAUCUGAGAUUGGAAUCAUCAAAGAUCCACAGGUUUCAGAGGCAGUUGUUGAGCCCUCUCAGUUCAGAGACGCCGCCACAUCGAUUUGUUCGACGAGUUACGAGGACAUGCCAAAGAAGUUCCCAGGCGUUCCAGAGCUUGCGCUGCCGUACAUAUGCAUGGAUGUCCUAUACCAAUAUGAUCUUCUCGUCAAAGGCUUCGGUAUUCCGGCCAACGAGAAGAUCACGCUCGUGAAGCGUGUCCAAUACAAAGGCUACGAAGUGGAAGCAGCCUGGCCUCUUGGUAGCGCGAUAGAGGUUGUAUCAGGACACAGCUCCUCGACUCAUUCUUUGCAACUCUAGGCUAAUUAUUUGAUGGAGAUUCGUGAAUUCUAGGAUAUGAAGCGGCAUUUUAGCCGACGACAUGAAGAAAGUCGAUUUGAAUUGUAAUCACCAGACCAUCGUUACAGGUACACUACUUGUUUGAAGCAACCUUAUCUGGAAAGACGCCUUCCUGGUACUCAGGCUCACAGAAAUCUCCGCCAAGUUCAUCGCAGGCCUCUCCAGGGAACACACUGCCAAGCACCAAUUUCGACGUAAUCGCGAUCAGGCUGCUUCACGGCUUUCACUUUCUUCGGUGGCGAUGGCUUGGGCUUCACCUCCUUUCCAAAGCCUUCGACCGAAGUCCCGACCUCUUCGCCAGCUUCGGCCGGGAAAACGCUGUAAGAAAGAGCUCAAUUCUCUCCAGGAGACAUAAUCUUCGUCGUCUGGCUUCGCUGCUAGAGUCGCCACUCGAUUGAUCCUCCUGGAGCAAAUCCCCGCGAAGCUCCUCCGAGAUUUUAAUCCUGGUAGAUUUCUUUGGUGGAGCUGGUACGGGAUUGGAACUCCGGCAGCUUGCAUCUUGGUAGUUCUUCUCUCUCUUUGAUCUUCUCUCGUUCUCUUCUCCCAAAGAUAUUUAGAUAUAUUCCCAGA